This is a messenger RNA of Penicillium macrosclerotiorum, 1434 nucleotides long. RefSeq lists its product as uncharacterized. NCBI's taxonomy places the organism in Eukaryota, Fungi, Ascomycota, Eurotiomycetes, Eurotiales, Aspergillaceae. The transcript has 5 exons. The coding region runs from base 1 to 1434 and encodes 477 amino acids. The record is from RefSeq and is a predicted model, not a curated record.
AUGACUACAUUCCAACACCCUAGCAUAGGUCGCAUCCAAGGGAACAAAAAUGAGGAUGUGGUAGAGUUCCUAGGAAUUCAAUAUGCGACUCUCGCUCACCAAUUCGCUCCACCGGCUCCUAUCGACUACCAGAAGAAUCCCGAUCAUACCAUCGACGCAACAUCCUAUGGGCCGGGUGUAGGAGGUGUAGAUGGAUGCGACGCCGAAUUCGAGCUAAUCCAACACAUACUUCCCCGGACCCACUGGGCCCAGUCUGCAGUAGAUGGAUUGAACCUGAACAUUACUAUUCCCCAGAUCAGUGGUUACUCAAGCUCGUUUCCCGUCCUGGUCUUUUUACAUGGCGGCGGCUUCGGGGUUGGAUCAUCGUCAUGGCCGCAGAACCAACUUACCACAUUGGUAUCUCAUUCCCGCGAGCUGGGGUUUCCUGUGAUUGGAGUUAGUAUCAACUACCGCGUUGGGCCUGCUGGAUUCCUGACAUCGAGAGAAAUGCGCGACGCCAGCUUCACCCCCAACAACGGCCUCCGCGACCAGCGUGUCGCAUUGAAAUGGGUCAAAGAUCAUAUCGAUGGAUUUGGCGGCGAUGAGAGUAAUAUUACUCUUGUGGGACACAGCGCCGGAGGUGCAUGUUUGAGCGGACAGUUCCUAGCUGUGAAACCACUUCCGUCCGAGGUUCAUGAGCACUUCUAUGCUAAAUCGAUGAAGAUUCUCGGCUGGGAGAAUCUUGCGGCCGGUGAGCGCGUGGCUCGUCUCCAGAACUUGAAUGCUGAGGACUUGGCGAAGAUUUCUAUAUUUCCGCCUCGCCCGAUCAUCGACGGGGAUAUUUGUCGUCUGAUGCCUUCAAUACAAGCUAUCGCCGAUGGCAUGCCAACGGAACUACAUGGCGGGUGGUGCCAGGAUCUGUUUAUCGGGGACUGCCGGUUCGACUACUUGGUCAAGGUGCUUGAGGAUGUCCCUGGCCUGGCGGAGAAGAUUCUCUCGGCUUAUGGCAUGAAUGGUGAGAACUGCAUCGAGGAUGAGUGUCUACAUGGGAUUCUCCGCUUCAUGAAUGAUGUGUUCUUCUAUAUGCCAACGGUUCAUCUCGCCCGGGUAUGGAAAACUGGAGCCGCCUAUGUUUAUCGAUUUGAUGCGCCGAACCCAUGGAAGGGCCGAUGGGAGGGCGAGGCGUCGCACAUAACGGAUCAGACUAUGCUUUUACAUAAUUUUGAUGAAUUCCUGACCGAAGAUCAAAAACAGAUAGGUUGGAGCUAUACUCGCGACUUGUUGGCUUUUAUCUCUGGAAUGCCCCCAUGGCAGCCGUUCGAUGACCAGGAAUCAUUUGAAAGACAAUAUGGUGGUUCGCUGGGAGAUCGGCGGCGCUUUAUUUGGGAUAUUUUGAAGGAUAUUGAGCACGAUCGAAUCGCGUUCCUGUUGGAGCAGUUUAUUGCCGGUGAAUAG